AUGGCAGAGUACAGAUGGCUUCCAGGUCCAGUCGGCGAGAUGCUUCGCUCCUCAUCCCUUGCCACCACGGCCACGAUACCUCUACAGGGUCACCUAGUUGUCACGACCGGACAUGUCGGCGUCAACCUCUCAACAGGAGAACUCGUCAAAUCCAGCAUUCGAGACGAGUUUAAUGCCGUAUGCGAUUGUCUCGAUGCAGCUCUUCGCGACGCUGGAGUCGAACUCGGGCUUGGGGGGGCGCAUAAAAUUGUUGCGUAUUUUAUUCGUUCGGAAGAUGAGGCCAAACUAUUUAAGGUCUUCCGGGAGAAGUACCCGGGUCAUUCGCCAACGUGGACGUCGGUAGUGGUUGCGGCUUUGGUUGUCCCGGGCAUGCACGUCGAGCUUCAAGCGGAAGCUGUCCGCCACGGCUGA
Molecule: messenger RNA, 411 nt
Organism: Colletotrichum gloeosporioides
Lineage: Eukaryota; Fungi; Ascomycota; Sordariomycetes; Glomerellales; Glomerellaceae
Exons: 1
Coding region: 1-411 (136 amino acids)
Source: RefSeq, a predicted model, not a curated record